GACGAGGUUUAUGUGUGCAAGGGCCCUUCAAGAGCAGAGUGUCGGUCUAUUAUAUGCGUGACGUCUGUACGUCACGGUCAUUUCAGCAGGCAACCUCCUCAUUUGUACAUUACAGCAAUCGAGCAAAAGAAAGGAGGGAAGACAGUUCCCCAAAUACCCUAGUAAUAACCGGUAACCUCCUUUUUGUGUCUUCGGGCCGGCCUCUGGCCCGCCUCGAGAUAUAUUACCAACAUCAUGAAUUGGAACAAGGGUGGACCUGGCACUAAGAGAGGCUUUGGUUUUGGUGGCUUUUCAAUAUCCUCUGGAAAGAAGGAGGAGCCCAAGCUGCCACAACAAUCCCAUAGUGCUUUUGGAGCCCCUGGUUCUUCUGGGUUUGGGAAGACACCACCACCUCAGCUGCCAUCCUUUUACAAGAUUGGAUCUAAACGAGCAAAUUUUGAUGAAGAGAAUGCAUACUUUGAAGAUGAGGAGGAAGAUUCCAAUAAUGUUGACUUGCCAUACAUUCCUGCUGAAAACUCUCCUACUCGUCAGCAAUUCCAUUCCAAAGCAACUGAUUCAGAUAGUGAGGAUGACCCAUUGGAGGCAUUCAUGGCUGAAGUGGAAGAUCAAGCUGCUAGAGACAUGAAAAGAUUAGAAGAUAAAGAUAAGGAAAGAAAGAAUUCAAAGGGUAUACGCGAUGAUAUUGAAGAAGAAGAUGAUCAAGAAGCUUAUUUCCGUUACAUGGCUGAAAACCCCACUGCUGGUGUGGUUCCAGAAGAGGAGGAAGAUAACUUGGAGUAUGAUAGUGAUGGCAAUCCAAUAGCACCAUCUAAAAAAAUUAUUGAUCCUCUGCCACCUAUUGAUCAUUCAGAGAUUGAAUACCCGCCGUUUGAGAAAAACUUCUAUGACGAGCAUGAAGAAAUCACCAGUCUCACUCCACAACAAGUAGUGGAGUUGCGCCAUAAGUUAAAUCUCCGGGUUUCUGGUGCUGCUCCUCCAAGGCCAGGAAGUAGUUUUGCUCAUUUUGGUUUUGAUGAGCAACUUAUGCACCAAAUCAGAAAAUCAGAAUACACGCAACCCACUCCUAUCCAGUGUCAAGGUAUUCCAGUGGCACUCAGUGGUAGAGACAUGAUUGGCAUUGCAAAAACUGGCAGUGGAAAAACUGCAGCGUUCAUUUGGCCCAUGUUAAUCCACAUUAUGGAUCAGAAAGAGCUGGAGCCAGGUGAUGGUCCCAUUGCAGUAAUUGUAUGUCCCACUAGAGAAUUGUGCCAACAGAUCCAUGCUGAAUGCAAGCGUUUUGGAAAAGCCUACAAUCUGCGAUCUGUAGCUGUAUAUGGUGGAGGAAGCAUGUGGGAACAGGCCAAGGCACUUCAGGAAGGGGCAGAAAUUGUUGUCUGUACUCCGGGCCGUUUGAUUGAUCAUGUGAAGAAGAAAGCCACAAAUCUUCAGAGAGUCACUUACCUUGUGUUUGAUGAGGCUGACAGGAUGUUUGAUAUGGGUUUUGAGUAUCAAGUCCGAUCAAUUGCCAGUCAUGUCCGCCCUGAAAGACAAACUCUUCUGUUCAGUGCAACUUUUCGGAAGAAGAUUGAGAAACUGGCCAGGGAUAUUCUGAUUGAUCCAAUUCGAGUGGUGCAGGGAGAUAUUGGAGAGGCAAAUGAAGAUAUCACUCAAAUUGUGGAGAUCCUCAGCUCUGGUCCAAAUAAAUGGAACUGGCUGACUGGUCGUCUAGUGGAAUUCACUUCUUCAGGGAGUGUCCUCCUUUUUGUCACCAAGAAGGCAAAUGCAGAAGAAUUGGCCAACAACCUUAAACAGGAGGGGCACAGUCUAGGGCUCCUGCAUGGUGAUAUGGACCAGAGUGAAAGGAACAAAGUCAUCUCAGAUUUCAAGAAAGGGACCUUUCCAGUUCUGGUUGCUACAGAUGUGGCUGCUCGUGGUCUGGAUAUUCCUUCCAUUAAGACUGUGAUCAAUUAUGACGUGGCUCGCGAUAUUGAUACUCAUACUCAUCGAAUUGGUCGUACUGGUAGAGCAGGGGAAAAGGGUGUGGCCUACACCUUGUUAACUCAGAAAGAUAGCAACUUUGCUGGAGAUCUUGUUCGGAAUUUGGAAGGAGCCAAUCAGAACGUUUCCAAAGAACUUUUGGAUUUAGCUAUGCAGAAUGCUUGGUUCCGGAAAUCGCGUUUCAAGGGAGGGAAGGGCAAGAAGCUAAAUAUUGGUGGUGGUGGCCUGGGAUACCGUGAGCGGCCUGGCUUAGGAUCAGAGAAUGUGGAUCGGGGAAACAACAGUGUAAUGGUCAACUAUGAAGCAUAUAAACCAUCCUCAGGAGCAAUGGGGGACAGGUUAUCUGCAAUGAAAGCAGCGUUUCAGUCCCAGUAUAAGAGCCAUUUUGUUGCUGCCAGCUUUAGCAACCAGAAGACGGGAAGUUCUUCAGCAGGUGCCAGUGGUUGGACCAGUGCAGGCAGUUUAAACUCUGUGCCAACAAAUUCAGCCCAGCAGAACUCAGCUAAACCUGACAGUCCCAUAGCAGUAUCAGGUUUAGCAAAAGGUAUCCCAGGUUUCACAAGUUCUGGAAACUUAAACAGCAUCUCUAGCUUUCCAAGUGCAGGCAUUCAGGGUUACAAUAGUGCAAAUGCCAUCAACAACAACAGAGAAGGCAACAGUGGAGGCAGGGAAAGAUACAAUGACAAUCGGGGUAGCAGUCGUCAUAGUGACAGCCAGCGCCAUGGAGAUAGCAGUCGCCAUAGUGAUGGCCAGCGCCAUGGGGAAGGCUAUCGCCAUGGAGAAAACCGCCAUGGGGAUAGCCAUAGACACAGUGAAGGCCGACACUCUGGAGGUGGGAGCAGCAGCAAUAGUCGCCAUGGAGACCCCAGAAAUAAUGGAGACAGCCGGAACAACAAUGACCGGAACAACAAUGAAAACAGAAAUAUUGAAAAUAGGAAUAAUGAGAGCAAGAAAGAAAGCAGCAACCGAGACAACAGCAAGACAGAUGGUUUUGCAGUUCCUGAACCCCCCAAGCGCAAGAAAAGUCGGUGGGAUAGUUAAGCAUCUGUGCUUCCCCUCAAAUGGCAAGGUGUUUCUCUGAAAGGUCUCAGUACCAGAAGUGGCUAUUUGGAAGGAUAAGAAUGGACAAUAGCAUUUCCCAAGGAAGCCUGACUCAGUACAUCCAAUAUUAACCACCUUUCCUUAACGCCACAUCGAUUUUAUGCUUUGGUCAAAAGAAAUUUUCCUUUUAAAUGUAAUUUCUUCAUGCUCUGCCUUUGAAAAAUCCGUCCAUCCUGAGUGGUUUUACAACACUGAUUAUCCUUUGGAAGAAUUUGUGAUUUUUAAAAAAACUAAAUAUUUCUAAACAUAGGAAUAAAUGGGAUAGGGUAUAUUUUAAUUCCCUCAUCAUAGACUUGACAGAAAGUGACUUGUUUAGGUGAUGUACCUACUCAUCCACCCUUUUAAUUUGUACAAUAAGAAUGCUUUACACAUUUUUGUUCUGGCUAUAGUGGCUGUCUGUGCCCAGGCAUGGAUCCUUAGUUCCGUUUUUGUUAAUUUCACGCAUAGGCACAGUUCACGGACUGUUUGAGAGUAAAUCAAACUGAUAAACCAGCAGAUAUUGUAAAGGUAUGAUGAUCCUUUUGGCAGAAAUCGAGGAUGGAAGAGAAUGGAAUUAGCUCUUUUACACCAACAUCUUGGAUCAUGCAUGGAAAGCCUGCUGCUUCAUUAUGGCUUGUAUCAGUCUUUCAGCUGCUCUCUCUACUUUUAAUCUGAUGAAAUAGCACUGAUUAAUUUAAAUCCCUUUCAUUUUGAAUUACUGAAUACCAGGUUUGAUUUCCUUUUGUUUGUUUGUAUGUAUGUAUGUAUGUUUGUAUGUUUGUUUUGUCAGUUGUCCGUAGUUUCAGCAGUUAAGGCAACAGAUGCAGAUCACUCCAUCUUUUAUAUUCACUUAAUAGUAUCUGCAUGAUUGUAGCUAAAGGAGAAAGAAUUAGAAUUGUUUCUUAGAUGUGGAAAGACUACACAGCAGAUAUGUAGGCAAUAAUGCCACUUUCCCCUUUGUAUGUAAACUAGGUAAGACAAUGUCUUUGGCUGGAAUUUGACUCCUUUGAUUUAGUGCAAUUACAAUAGUGUGUAGAAUAAAACACAUUUCAUGGGACAAAUGGAAAUCUCCAUGUUAAUCUAUGCAACAUCCUAUCAUUUAUAUUUUAAAAGCUUCCUUGCAGAAGCAGAGAUUAAAGUGCACAAUAAAACUGGUAAUUGUAGCAGAUGUUUACUUAGACUGAAGCCUCUUUGUAUCUAGGAAUGAUCCAGGUUUACUUAUAUCGGCUUGUUAACAAGCAUACAUUCUUGAAGCUACAUUAACCUUGAAUAGAAAAGACAGACCAUGCAUGCAGCUAUUAAAACAUAGGAAGCAAGUAGGAUUAAUUUUGUUCUCAGCAAUAUUCAUUUAGAAUCUUUUGUUUGCUACUUUGUGGGUGUUUGCAAAGUUGUUCCUUCCUUAUACCCCCAAGAUUAGAUUCAGGAGUGUGGUGGAGAGGCACCUUUCAUGUAUCAAGUUUCUGUGAUUGGGGGGCGGGGGCAAGCUUAAACCUUGUACAUUUGGGAAUGAUUUUUUGAAGAAGCAGACAUGAGGACCUGGGCAAAACUUUUUUUCUAAAUGACUGUCAUACACCUCUGGAAAGUUGAUGCGAAAUGUUUUGCUUGGUAUUUUUAAUUGCAUGUUCUUAAACUUCUUUUACCAGAGAAAUAGGAAAAAAUAUCUUGUUUGUUGAAAUAUGUUCUUGCUUUGCAUUUUUAUGAAGAUAUAUCUGAAACUGUGUUAAGAUUCUGUGACAUGCCAUGUCCUUUACUUUCCAUGUUUUCUUCUAAUAAAUGUUUUAUUACUAGUAUAA
This is a messenger RNA of Pantherophis guttatus, 4850 nucleotides long. It is a transcript of the gene DDX42, whose product is annotated as DEAD-box helicase 42. Lineage: Eukaryota; Metazoa; Chordata; Lepidosauria; Squamata; Colubridae. Gene Ontology annotation, molecular function: ATP binding; nucleic acid binding; RNA helicase activity. The record is from RefSeq and is a predicted model, not a curated record.